GCACUCUAUCUUGAGCUAUAAUCCUAGACCGCAAAUAUUGGCUGAGUAGCUUUGGGAAGCGCAGGCAUCCAGCCCAGCCAUCAGAGGGGAGGGAAAAUUCUGGCUGUUGACGUUAGUGUUAAUUGUAAUCUAGUGGAAGAGACUAAGUUGCUAACAAAAGCCUUAUUUUAAUGUUAUAGCAUUAACCAGUCAACUGUGCUAUGUGCUCAGUGAACUCAGCCCGCUCUCCUAUAGCGACCACACCACAGAAGUCCUUCCAGGGACUUCUUUAGCAACCAAAACAAAAAACAGAAGCACUGAAAUUAAGUCUGCAAGGUGUUAUUUAUCUUGGAAAGUUUUCCUUUAAGUCAGCAAAGUUUCCAAAAAUAAAAUAGUUUGGUACUUGUAGUGAAAAUUCCUUUUGGAGAAAAGACUUGUGUCUGUUGUUGCAUUUUAGCUAAACAGUAGUGAUUGAAAAGCUUCCUUUUUGAAUAAAUAACUAUAGAAGUGGAUAGAAAAAGAAAACACAGCUGUUCCUUCAGUGCCUGUAGGCAGAAUAAUCUUUGCCACACAAACCCCUCCCCUCAGUUGGAGUCUCAUUUUGCUUUCUUCAUCUGGGGACAGGCUUUUUUAGUCCUCUUUCACAAAGCAGCAAGUUUGUUCCUUAUCUUCUCUGGCUGGUCUUGGCAGCAAGUUUGUGGGACUGAAUUAGGAGGCAGAUGAAAAAGAGGUUUGAAAGUACUUCCAGGGGAAAGAAGCAAUAGGAACCUUAUCACUGACAUCUGGAGGUGAAGUGGAAUAAAGCUACAGCUCUCUCUCUCUCAUGCAGGUCAGACUAUUGCUUUAUAUAUUGUAUACAUGGUAUAUAUUGUUUAUAUAGCAGAGAUUUCCUCGGAAGUUGUGUUUCACAGGGUGAGCUGAGAGCUGCAUAUAUCCCAGGGGUCCAGUCCUCCCUGAGUGCACUCACACACACACUUGCUCCCACACAUGCUGCUGCAAGAGAAAUUCUCCAUCCUUUCUCGAACAAGUUCUCAGAGAGGGCACAGUGAACCAUCUCUGUCCCAUUACUUACCCAUUUAAGAAUUAUUAUUGAAACUUGGGCUAAAAGAGCCUUCUAAAGUUGUUUUGGUCAGUCUCUCUGCCAGACAGCCAGAUCAGUUUUACCUAAAGUUUCUCUAACCUGUUCUGAAUAUUUCCAAAGUCUACAAUAUGCAUCUCCUUCCACUUACGCAAACCUCAGCUCAAUUGGUAGGCAAAUUUAUGCUCUCAUAAAAGCUGAUAUACAUCUGAAUGACAGUUCCUCUUAGCUGAGAAACAGUUUUCCUAAAUUGCUCUCCUCAAGUCUGUCUUGUUAAUAUAAAGUCCAGGGCACAAUCAAUCAUCACCAUCCCAUCACAUUGACCAUUUAAGAAUGAUUACUGAAAAUUGGGCUGAAAGAGCCUUCAGAAAUGAUCUAGCCAUACGCAAACAUGUCAGAUUUUCACCCAGUUUUGAGGAAAGGCAGAUUCAUAUGCCUUGUACAAAAAGAAGCCAGCAUUUCUGGAAUACAGAAUGGCAAGAUAUUUCAGACACUGCAAGGGUAACUGUACUUUAGGGGGUGUUGUUCUGCAGCUGUUUUGCAAAAAACAAAUUUGAUAUUAACUUAAUACGAGGGAAAAUCCAGGGAGAUUGAGAUUACGAGACACUCAGGACAGACAGUAGGAUGGUAUAGUCUAUUGAGCUGCUGGCCAAAGUAUCCAGUACAGAAAAUGAAUAAUUUUCACAUUCACAUUUUGAGAACUGAUACCACUCCUCUUUGCCUGAGGUGAGAAAAUGAGGAUGCCAGGCAAUGUUGUGCAAAUCAGGUAAACCCUCCUGUUAUUACAAGCCAAGCUUGUCUCAAUAAGAUGGCUUAUAGUGCUCCACCGGUGACUCUUUAAUGAUAAACUCCAGUGUUUAAAGACUGUCUGAAAAAUUACAAGGAUUUCCAAUGGUUGGAGGUCUCUUGUUCUGACAGUGCAAAGUUUUAAGACUCUGAGAACAGAGCAACAGGAAUAAUAUGUCUUCCUACAUGUUUAAGAAAAAUAAAGUUAUAUUCUGUGCAGAACGCUAAACAGAGUCUCGCUUAUAAUGACAAGAAAUAGAGAAGGACUUUCAUAGACAGGGUUGAAUCAGCUGACAGCUACCAAAGUGAUCUUAAUAUCCACAUUGAAAUUAUGGCUGGAAGUUUAAAACAAUGAUAGCACCUUUUCAGUACAAUUGUGCUCUGGGGAAAGCGAUUUCUUCUGCCUCUGAGUUUUAUAUCUUUCAGUGCGUUAUAAAUCACAUCUCCACAAAACUAGGCACAAAGGAUAAGCCCUUCUAGUAAAUCUCUCCCUUAACUAUCGCAUGUCACACCUAGAAAAAAUGUGUUUUUUGAAGGUGUAAUACAUAACGUGUUUUGAUGUCACGAGCUAUGGAAUUCUAAACUUGGAUAUGUGCAAAGAACAUGCAGCAACAUCCGUUUGUUCCUUGAAGAAUCCAUUUUAAAAUGUUUGUCCAUAGAUUUUUAAUCAGCUCUCUCUAUUUCAAGAAAAUACCCACCAAACCUGAAAGCCCAGGGGACCUUCAGGACUUAUCUCCCACAAGCCUCGUUCAGCCAAGACUAUAAUGCAUUAUAGAUCUUUGACAUAUAAAGUUUUGUAAGAAUAGUCUGUUUACCAGGGGAUAAAAUCUUUCCUGCAUGGCAAUAAAUGAUGGAACACAGGUGUAUUUGUCUCUCAGAAGGCUUGGUGCCUGCGGUCUUACAGGAGCACAGAUGGGUUAUCCAGGUACAAAGGUGAUGGCUGACCCGUGAAGAAAUACUGGAUCGGCUAGCCUCUUUCUAUUCUUUAUUGUAAGAUUGUGCUUUUGUCAUUAAAAGGUUUCCUUUCUGCAAAGGCAGAUUAAGGUGGCAGCUUGGUGUCUCUGGGUGUAAGCCUUAAAUCUGAGUGUGCUGGUGGAUGUAUUUGUGUGAGCUGCCAGAGAAAAUUUAUACCCAAUGAGUAAAACCUAGUGCCUUCUUUCCUCUCGUAGACACAAGGAAAUAGCUUUUGUUCAGAUAGCAGCAUGGUAACUCUGUGGGAAAAUGUUUGAAGUAAUUUCAAACCAGGAUUCCUGGUGGUGGUUAGAGGUUGAGGAAGUGGAUUGGAAAUGACCAGUUAAUAACUGGCCGUAGCGACAAUAUUUCUGUUGCCAAUUUAUUUUUUUCCUAAAUUUCUUUUGUUCCAGUCUGACUUGCCUGCCAGUGUCUUUGCUUAAGGAGAUGAGUGACUUUGCCCAUUUUGUUGAUCAGAAUAAAUUACUAGCAGCUAAUUUAGAGUGCUCACAAAAGUGCCUUUGACAUGGUAAAUUGUGCUCUCGUUAUUAUAUAGUUGUCUCUCCCAGAAUAUUGGCCUGCUUCAGGGAAACGGACAAAAUCUUGCAGAUUUCCAGUUCCCAGGAUAUCAUGAGGACUCUGAGUAAGAAGGAAAUAAGCAUUCUUCUCCAUUGUAGCAACUGCAGAAAGAACAUUUUGACUGCUAUGGUUCGAUCUUCUGUCCCUAACUUCUUUAAAAAGAAAAUAAUUUUUCUUCUGAAACCUGCAAGUUCAGGGGUUUGGUGGUGGCGAGUAUUCACAGAAGCUUAAAGUGGGGGAAAACUGGCUACUUAGGACAGUCGUCUUGCCAACAGUGAGAAUCAGAAUCUUAUCACUGGAUUUGCAAUGUCUGAAGUAGAAGCUCACCUUUUUCUGCACAUCUUGCAAAGAGAACAAAGAAAAAGGUUUAGAGGGAUAUGGCGCUUGAAAGAAUCAUUCGAGACACACUGACACACUUCAUCCAGUCCCACAUCCCUGCUGCAGACCUCAGUGGAAUGGAUGAUGUUUUUUUCUCCUACAUCACGGGUGUCCUGGAAGAACUGGGCUCACCAGAGUCCUCUGAAGAGACCUUUGACAUGGACACCUUUGUGGAAAUGAUGGAGGCGUAUAUUCCUGGUUUUGCAGAAAUCCACAGUGGGGAUGUUUGCGAAAUGAUGUUCUCUCUCUCAGAAAGGCUUGGUGAAGCUCGCACAAAAGAAAAACCUGGCCGAAAGGCUGUGGAGGGCAGGAGCGAAGCGACCUCUGAAGACCUGACCCAGGGCCAGGAGCCUGCAGGGGGAGCCUGCAACAGGAAGCAGCUGUGCACUUUGACGGAGGGAGCUGGGGCCCAGGAAGGUGGUGACUUGAAGGAUGGGGUGGAGCUGCUACUGGAAAUGUUCCCUGCCUGUACCAUGGGCCAGGCGGAGAAGGCACUGUCCAUGGCCUUGGGGAACUUGGAGGAGGCAGUGCAGUUAAUUGUGGAAGAGAAGGUGGAAAUUGGCACAGCAGGUGUGAGCGCAAAGGAACUGGCACGGCCCCGCAGAACACCCAAUCACGAGGAACUAAAACAGGUUAUCUUGCAGAAAUACAUGAUGGUGGAUAGUGCAGAAGAUCAGAAAACACAUCGGCCAGCUCCACCAAAAGAGGUGAGAAGAGCAGGCCCAGUUCACCAGCAUUUUGAAAGUCCUUUGGCUACAUGGUCUAAAAAGCUGACUAAGCCAAAAAAGCAGAAGGGCAAUUGCAAGGAAGGAACAUUCACAGGGCUACUAGUCAGCAAAAAAGGAAAGAUUAGUUUAGCUAGGAGGUGCUGCAAGGUCUGUCAGUACUUAACCACUGCUGACUAGCAUGGCUCCUGUCCCCUCCCCACCAGACAGCUUCCCUCCCAUUUUUGACCUAGACUCCCAGCAAACAGGAUGGGUAAAUUAGCCCAUCCCAGUCUGGCUGGCUACCCCAGCCAGCCCGUGCUUGUGCCUGUCCCUUCCCUUUUCCCAGCAGUGUGGCUGUCCACUUAGUGUCAAUGUCUUUCUUCUCCAGGCUCCCAAGAAGCUGAUCCGUUAUAUCGAUAACCAGGUGGUGACUACAAAGGGAGAGAGGUACAAAGACAUAAAGAAGCCAGAGAGCGAGAGGAGAUGAAGAGGACUUACAUCAGCCUCAAACCAGCCAGGAAGUACAAGUUCCACUGACAGCCAGUCUCUCCUGCUCUUCAGCCUCUGCCUCACUAGCUCGGGCAUGGAAGGAUGGACAUGUGGCACUAGAGAUGAGAGGAUACUCUUCCACCCUCCACUAACUGGAACUAACCUGGGAGCCAGGACACUGCUUUCAGUUUCCCCAACUAACUGAGUUGGCAAGGAGGAGCCUUCUCUCUUUGUGUAGCUCUCCCUCCACCCUAGGGGUGCACCAGCUGUCCGGGUCAUGGGCAUUCUCUGUUAUUCCUUGCAUGGGACAUUUUUAGAUCUAAGAUGUGGCUUGUGCUUUUGCAGCAAGCUUCUUACAAGUCUGUGUGCACUGUUGCUUUAAACUGAGUGCCAGUGUUAAUAAAGAUCAUGCUAGUUGGUGUGUAGUUCA
Messenger RNA from Struthio camelus australis, 5377 nucleotides. Lineage: Eukaryota; Metazoa; Chordata; Aves; Struthioniformes; Struthionidae. The record is from RefSeq and is a predicted model, not a curated record.